Molecule: messenger RNA, 2559 nt
Organism: Fukomys damarensis (Damara mole-rat)
Lineage: Eukaryota; Metazoa; Chordata; Mammalia; Rodentia; Bathyergidae
Gene: Mapkapk3
Product: MAPK activated protein kinase 3
Exons: 11
Coding region: 172-1326 (384 amino acids)
Biological process (GO): toll-like receptor signaling pathway; response to cytokine; intracellular signal transduction
Cellular component (GO): nucleus; cytoplasm
Molecular function (GO): ATP binding; calmodulin binding; mitogen-activated protein kinase binding
Source: RefSeq, a predicted model, not a curated record
GCCCCAGGUCCCGGUGACGCGCGGAGGGGGUUGUCACGUGGGUCGGGCUGGCUGUGCGACUCGGCCCUGGGCGCCCCUGGUCACCGGCUCCCGCGCCUACUGUCUGCCCCUCGCUGCCAGGUGCCCUGAACCUGCCAGACUGGGUGCGCUCCUGAGCGCCCCGCGAGGGCCAUGGAUUGCGAGACGGCAGAGGAGCAGGGUGGCCUUGGGCUCCCUCCUGGGGCCCCCGGUGGACCCAGCUCGUGCGGUGCUCCAGCCCUCAGGGGGCGGCGGGAGCCCAAGAAGUACGCGGUGACCGAUGACUACCAGUUAUCCAAGCAGGUACUGGGUCUAGGUGUGAAUGGCAAGGUGCUGGAGUGCUUCCACCGGCGCACCGGGCAGAAGUGUGCCCUGAAGCUCCUGUACGAUAGCCCCAAGGCCCGGCAGGAGGUGGACCACCACUGGCAGGCCUCGGGUGGGCCCCACAUUGUGUGCAUCCUGGACGUGUAUGAGAACAUGCAUCACGGCAAGCGCUGCCUCCUCAUCAUCAUGGAAUGCAUGGAAGGUGGUGAAUUGUUUAGUAGGAUUCAGGAGCGUGGCGACCAGGCUUUCACUGAGAGAGAGGCUGCAGGGAUAAUGCGGGACAUUGGCACCGCCAUUCAGUUCCUGCACAGCCAGAAUAUCGCCCACCGAGAUGUCAAGCCUGAAAACCUGCUUUACACAUCCAAGGAGAAAGAUGCUGUGCUUAAGCUCACUGACUUUGGCUUUGCCAAGGAGACCACCCAAAAUGCUUUACAGACGCCCUGCUACACUCCCUAUUAUGUGGCCCCUGAGGUCCUGGGUCCAGAGAAGUAUGACAAGUCCUGUGACAUGUGGUCCUUGGGUGUCAUUAUGUACAUUCUCCUGUGUGGCUUCCCACCCUUCUAUUCCAAUACGGGCCAGGCCAUCUCCCCAGGGAUGAAGAGGAGGAUCCGCCUGGGCCAGUAUGGCUUCCCCAAUCCUGAGUGGUCUGAGGUCUCCGAGGAUGCCAAGCAGCUGAUUCGCCUACUGCUGAAGACAGACCCUACAGAGAGGCUGACUAUCACCCAGUUCAUGAACCAUCCCUGGAUCAAUCAAUCAAUGGUGGUGCCACAGACCCCACUCCACACGGCCCGAGUACUGCAAGAGGACAAAGACCACUGGGAUGACGUCAAGGAGGAGAUGACCAGUGCCCUGGCCACCAUGCGGGUCGAUUAUGACCAGGUGAAAAUCAAGGACCUGAAGACCUCUAACAACCGGCUCCUCAACAAGCGGAGAAAAAAACAGGCAGGCAGCUCCUCAACUUCACAGGGCUGCAACAACCAGUAGUCCAUGGAGUCUUGGAGGAGCCAGGCCUUGACCUGGGUGACAGACUGCAUUGUGCCAAGACUCUACCAGAGGGCUCAGGGUCAUUUUAACACAAGGAUUAUUUGUUGUUUUUCACUUAGACCUUUGAGAUGGAUGAUCUGGAGCCAAAAUUUUCAGAGCUGCAACCCAGACUCUGGCCUCACAGAGAGCCCCCUGCUGAAUCAAAGCACUUUUGGCCAAGGUGGGACUUGUCUUGCUCUGAGCUGGGGACAUGACUUUAGCCUUCUAGGCCACUGGGAAUUGUGGCUGGGUUUCCCUUCUUCAAGGGAGAUAGCCCCCUGCUGGGCAGGCAGAUAGACUUGGCUCUGAGAAAGGAUCUGGCCAUCGGUUGCCAUGGUGAUCAGGGACCAUGUUAGUCUCUAAAUGCUGAGUGUAACAAGGGAGAGAGAAGGGACAAUCAAGAGUCUACCUCUGUCUUCUUGGGGAGUCUGGUCUCUCUUACACUGGCUGCCCCUCUCAAACUCACCCCUCUUUGAUGUCCCUGAGGCUGAGGGUCUAGCUUAUCUGCCUCUUUUGGUGUUCCAGCCCUGCUUUGCUGCAGCCCAAAUCCAGAUGACACGCAGAGCUUUCCCCCAAGAAGUCCCUGGGUUGGCCAUCUUAUCACUACCCACUACUCAAAGGGUGGUUUUUCAUCUCAGCCAAAGGUGGAGACAUUUAACCUUUUCCCACUUUGGAAAAAGUCACUGUGACAAAAGUCCCCAGCCCCACCUCACCAGAUCUGUCCUCUCUAAAUCCCAGGUAGGAAAGCCCUUCUACUGAUGGCGGGCUGAAAGUUGGUAUACUUUUGUGAGAGGUUAUAGUUGGAUUCCUAUUAACCAGGAAUCUCUUUCCAUGCUCUAGGUCAGACCUGAGGUAGUAGAGGGUUACUGAUCUACUUAAGUAGAUCCUGGCUACAACCUGAGUUGGAGUUCUUCCUGGCCAAUUCAGGGUUAUCCAGCUCCACCCAACCUGGAGUAUACUUGAGAUGCUAAGUACUUGAUAGGGGGCCUGACAAGUACCUGACACUCAGUGUAAUUCUUGGUUCCUGGCCUCUUGCACUGACUGGGAAUUCCUAGACCAGUGAUAGCUAACCUUUUAGCGUUUUCAGUGAUACAAACAACCUGCUGUGGCAUGAAUGCCAUAGGUUCAUCACCACUGCUCUAGAUGGUGUCAGCCAGGACAGUGCUGCCGAGUUUUAUAUCUGGAUAUUAAUAA